AUCCUGGUAGAGGCUGCACCACCGCGACAGAAAUGGCUGCCAACCUCAUGUUGUCGUUGUGAUAUUGAAGCAUGAUUAAUCCGCAAUUUACAUGUAAUCAUCAGAAGUCAGAGCAGGAGACAAAGUCACUAUUGUUCUUGAAAGAAUAAUUUAUCCGUUUCAGUGAAUCUAGAGUGCUGUUUCAACAGAUUUUUGUGUUUUCGAUUGACUCUUUUUUCGAUUUGAGAACAACAACACAGACAGACUACGACUUGUCAAUUGUCCUGUAUCAAUUUGUCGGCAUGGUAGUCACUUGUGACAUUCAAAAUAUUGAUGACAUAGAGGAUAUUACAAAGACUUUAAACAUAGAAGGACCUGUAAGGGAAAAUGGCAGGAAGUAUGUACCUCCGAAGGCAAAGAGGCUCGGGAAAGUUACUAAAUCACUGCAGAAAGACACACGUCCGGUAGCAGACAGUAUCAUUCCGGGAACGCAAAAGAUAUAUGUCAAAACAUGGGGAUGUUCUCAUAAUAACAGUGACAGCGAAUAUAUGGCUGGACAGUUAGCCAGUUUUGGAUACAAAAUCACAGAGGAUUCAGAUGAUGCAGAUCUCUGGCUUUUGAAUAGCUGUACUGUCAAAAACCCAUCUCAAGACAGCUUUCAUAAUGCCAUUGAUAAAGGAAGAGAACUUGGUAAAUAUGUUGUAGUUGCUGGAUGUGUUCCUCAGGGGCAGCCUAGAAAUGAAUUUGUUAAAGGUCUCAGUGUUGUUGGGGUGCAACAGAUUGACAGGGUAGUCGAAGUUGUGGAAGAAACGAUUAAAGGUAACACUGUUCGACUGCUUGGCAAAAAGAAAAGCGAAGGCCGUAAAAUUGGCGGUGCUGCUUUAGAUCUGCCUAAAAUCCGAAAAAAUCCGCUAAUUGAAAUAAUCGCCAUUAAUACAGGUUGUCUCAAUCAGUGCACAUAUUGUAAAACAAAGCAUGCCAGGGGUGAACUGGGUUCUUAUCCACCUGAAGAGAUAGUCGAAAGAGCAAAGCAGUCGUUUCAAGAGGGUGUCGUGGAGAUCUGGCUGACAAGUGAAGAUACUGGUGCCUAUGGAAGAGAUAUUGGGGUAACACUGCCAGACUUGUUAUGGAAGCUUGUCGAGGUUAUACCAGACGGUGCGAUGUUAAGACUUGGUAUGACAAAUCCGCCCUACAUUCUCGAACAUUUAGAGGAAAUGUCAAAGAUCCUAAGUCACCCACGUGUGUACUCGUUCCUGCACGUUCCUGUGCAAUCUGGAUCAGACAGCGUGUUGAUGGACAUGAAAAGGGAGUACUGCAGGAAUGAUUUCAAGCACGUCGUCAAUUUCCUCCAAGAAAGGGCCCCUGGCAUCACAAUAGCAACUGAUUUCAUCUGCGGGUUCCCAACAGAAACUGACCAGGAUUUCGAGGAUUCUUGUUCAUUAGUAGAAGAGUACAAGUUUCCUAGCCUCUUUAUCAAUCAGUUCUACCCUCGACCUGGUACACCAGCUGCAAGGCUCAAAAGACUUGCAAAUAACGUGGUGAAGAAUAGAACCCGACGUCUUACGAAUAUCUUUCAGUCCUACUUACCUUAUGAGGAGAAGCUUCAUAAAAGAUACAAGGUUUUGAUAACUGAGUAUUCUAAAGACGGCGAAUAUUUUGUUGGGCACAACAAAUUUUAUGAUCAGGUCCUUGUACCAAAAGAUUAUGGCGAUUUGAUGGGUAAAAUGGUGGAAGUUGAAAUUAUUGAAACUGGAAAGCAUUUCAUGAAAAGCAGGUUAAUGGAAGAUGCUGAAAUUAAAGAGCCUGGGCUCUCUAAACCACUUGAGAAAGGAGCAGUCAGUGGAACUAUGGACGAGACGAUCUGCCUUUUAACAAACAAACAAGCACCAAAGGAACUUCACCAAAACUGGACCUUUCAAGCUGGCCUUUUGUUGCUAUUCGUUACGUUGGUAUUCCGAUUUCUUUAUAUCUUUAUAAUUGCUAAAUGAGAUUUUCAAUAGUUAGUGCAAAUUGAUCGAGUUUGGACCUACCAGCACUUACACGGGGGUCAGUGUUCAAUUCAAUGAUGUGAUCUAGAGUAGAGAAUUUACGUAGGCCAUUAUCAACUCCAAAGACCCAUUUUUCGUGAAACAUGUCUUCUAUGACAACUUGCUUCAACAACAUUAACUCCAUGCUCACUACACAACUGGCAUGGUCAAUAAUAGAUGAAGAAAAAAGACAUAAUUGAUUGAUACAUAAAAUGUCUAGUCUUAGAAAUUGCGUUAUCUACAACUUAAAAUAGAAACAUAGUUUUGCAUGUUUGGUAAUAUUUGAAUUAGUCCAUGGUUGUAACUGUGAUAUUUAUAUUAUAGGUGAGAAUAGAA
Rhopilema esculentum is the source of this 2342-nucleotide messenger RNA. RefSeq names its product threonylcarbamoyladenosine tRNA methylthiotransferase. The record is from RefSeq and is a predicted model, not a curated record. Gene Ontology annotation, biological process: tRNA methylthiolation. Gene Ontology annotation, molecular function: tRNA (N(6)-L-threonylcarbamoyladenosine(37)-C(2))-methylthiotransferase activity; 4 iron, 4 sulfur cluster binding. Gene Ontology annotation, cellular component: endoplasmic reticulum. Lineage: Eukaryota; Metazoa; Cnidaria; Scyphozoa; Rhizostomeae; Rhizostomatidae.